UUUCCAUUUAUUUUUUUGCUUAAACUUUGUUGAUCAAACUUUUUUAAGUUACAGUCGCAUUUAUUGUUGUGUUUUGUUGUAUGUAACGCAGUGAAUUAGUAAUAAUUUGUUAUUUGUGUCGUUGAUAUGUAGUGCAAGCUUUUCUGUUUUGGAACUAAAAUUAUUGUGAUAAUUAUUUAUGACAAGCCAACGCGGUAAAUCUUCUAAUGAAAUGGUUGUGCCACGGAAUAAAAACAAAAUACUCUGCUCAACACCGGAACAUAGAAAUGAUUCACCAUCAAGAGACAGUGACUCAUUAUGUGAUUCAGAUUCUGCCAGUCCGGUACCAUUUCUGUGUACACAGGAUGGCACUGAAGGUGAAACUGAUGUCAUAUGGAACCACUACACACCAAAGUCAGGCAACAGGGCACAUGUCAAAAACACAACACCACUCAGUAGAAGAUCAAAAAAAUCUUUAAGACCCAAAGUAUUAGAAAAACCAUUACCUAAAAGAAGAGCUAUAAGGCCAUCAAAAAAGAAAAGUGCACUCCUACAAGAAUUACUAGAAUUAAAUCAGAAUUUGAAUGAGAUAAUAGGCAAUAAGCCUGAAAAAACAUCCAUUCCAGAAAGAGAUGAUUCUGAAGAUGACAUAUUUAGAGAUAUACAAGAGUUUUCUCCAAAAAGUGGUUUGAGAAGUAAUACUUGUUUAAGGAAAAAUCUUUUAAGUUCAAGGUUUUCUAAACCGGAGCCAGAAGUUGGUUUAGAUUCAGACGAUUCCAUGAAUGAAUGUUUGUUGAAAGCAACUCAGGUGGUUGAAGAGAAUUUAUUUAAAGAUGACAAUAUACAGCCAAAAGUUGACAUUCCUGGUAACAAAACUAAAUGUAUGAACUCAUCUUUUUUCAAGAUAGACCAAGAUUCUAUGGAUGCUAUACUUCACAGUAUUAAAUUCGAUUCACCAAGUGCGAAACGAGUUAAAAAGUGUAAUUCACCGCAACUUGUCAAUGAUUCAUUUGAUGGGUUCGUUGGAAAUUUAAAUGAUAGUGCUUUAGAAAGAUUAACGCAAAUGCCUACAAAAAUAAAGUCUCCAGGGCAUGAAACAAAGACUGAAAAAUCAAAUGAAUUACAGUUAGAUUUCAAUGGUUCAUUUUCUAAAACAUCAUUUAGCCGACAUAGUUCUAUGCCAGAAUCUCCAUCUAUAGCGCAACUAAAUAAACCAUCAACAAGUGGUAUGGCUUUUGGAAGAUACAGUUCAAUGCCAAUGGAUAAAAAUCAAAUGGAUCCAAGUGAUUCUCCAAUAAGAUGUACACCUGAUGAAAUUAAGAAGAAACAUCAGAUGGCAAGAGAAAAAUUGCUAGCGAAAAGACAAUUACCAUUUACAUCUUUGCCAUGUUCAAAUGCACUACCUACGAUACCAGAACAAACCUCAUUGAAUAAGUACAAAUUCCAGCCCAAAGUUCCUAGUGAAAAAGCAUUUAUUCAUACUAAAUUAUCUAAUAUAGUAAAUAAACCUAAUUGUACUAACCCACCGCUAUCAAAUCUAAGGAGUAAUACUGAAAUAGAUAUAAAAGCAAUAAUUGAGAAAAAGAGACAAGAAGCAUUAAUGAAAUUAAGACUGCGUAAGCAGACACAAGCCAAAUCAUGAUUGUCGCAUGUAAUUUUUUAGUUGUAAUGUUAAU
This is a messenger RNA of Papilio machaon (common yellow swallowtail), 1655 nucleotides long. RefSeq lists its product as uncharacterized. Bases 179 to 1621 code for a protein of 480 amino acids. The record is from RefSeq and is a predicted model, not a curated record. The transcript is spliced from 3 exons. Lineage: Eukaryota; Metazoa; Arthropoda; Insecta; Lepidoptera; Papilionidae.